This is a messenger RNA of Microthlaspi erraticum, 1698 nucleotides long. Lineage: Eukaryota; Viridiplantae; Streptophyta; Magnoliopsida; Brassicales; Brassicaceae. The record is from the annotation of a GenBank genome assembly.
AUGAAGAAGCACUUCAAACCAAUUCUCUCUCAAUUGGAGAAAUGCAGAUCCAUGGUGGAACUGAAUCAACUCCACUGCUUGAUGAUCAAAUCAUCAGUCAUCAGAAACGUGAUUCCUCUAAGUCGACUCAUAGAUUUCUGCACUAGUUGUCCCGAGACUAUGAAUCUGAGCUACGCGAGAUCAGUAUUCGAGAGUAUCGAUUGUCCAAGCGUGUAUAUAUGGAACUCUAUGAUCAGAGGCUACUCAAACAGUCCAAAACCAGAUAAAGCAUUGAUCUUUUACCAAGAGAUGCUUCGAAAAGGGUACUCUCCUGACUAUUUCACUUUCCCUUUUGUGCUUAAAGCUUGCUCUGGGUUAAGAGAUGUUAGAUUCGGGAGACGUGUUCAUGGAUUUGUGGUGAAAACAGGGUUUGAAGUGAACAUGUAUGUUUCCACUUGCUUGCUUCAUAUGUACAUGUGUUGCGGAGAAGUGAAUUGCGGCUUGAGCGUUUUUGAGGGUAUUCCAAAGUGGAACAUUGUUGCUUGGGGAAGUUUGAUUUCUGGGUUUGUGAGUAACAAUCGGUUUGGUAACGCGAUUGAAGCGUUUAGGGAGAUGCAGAGUAAUGGUUUGAAGCCGAAUGAGACGAUAAUGGUGGAUCUUCUGGUUGCUUGUGGUAGAUGUAAAGACAUGGAGAGUGGGAAAUGGUUUCAUGGGCUACUUCAAGAACUUGGCUUUGAUCCGUUUUCACAGUCAAAAUUUGAUUUUAAUGUGAUCUUGGCUACGAGUUUGAUUGAUAUGUAUGGGAAAUGCGGAGAUCUGAGAACCGCGAGGAAACUGUUCGACGAAAUGCCUGAGAGAAGCUUGGUUUCUUGGAACUCAAUCAUCACAGGGUUUAGUCAGAACGGUGAUGCAGAGGAAGCAAUGCAUAUGUUUUUAAAGAUGCUUGCUUUGGGUAUCUCUCCUGAUAAAGUAACGUUUUUGAGUAUCAUCAGAGCUUCUAUGGUUGGAGGAUGCUCACAGUUGGGGCAAAUGAGUCACGCUUUUGUGACGAAAACCGGGUUUGUGAAUGAUGCAGCUGUAGUUUGUGCGCUUGUGAAUAUGUAUGCUAAAACUGGUGAUGCAGAGAGAGGGAAGAAAGUGUUUGAAGAUUUGGAGAAGAAAGAUACAAUAGCUUGGACGGUUGUGAUCAUCGGGUUAGCAAGUCACGGGCAUGGGAACGAAGCAUUGAGUUUGUUCAAGAGAAUGAAAGAGGAAGGUAAUGCUAGACCUGAUGGAAUCACAUUUCUUGGGGUGUUGUAUGCGUGUAGCCACGUGGGUUUGGUGGAGGAAGGACGGAGAUACUUUGAGGAAAUGAGAGAUGUUUACGGCAUAGAACCAACAGUUGAACACUAUGGGUGUAUGGUUGAUAUAUUGAGCCGUGCUGGUUGUUUUGAUGAAGCAGAGAGGUUGGUGAAGACGAUGCCUGUACAGCCCAAUGCUAAUGUGUGGGGUGCAAUGUUGAAUGGCUGUGAGAUUCAUGAGAAUUCCGAUUUGGCUGAUCGGAUAAGAUCUGCGGUGAGUGAAUCGGAAGAACUCGGUAGCGGGAUCUACGUUCUUCUGUCUAAUAUUUAUGCUAAAGCUGGGCGGUGGAGUGAUGUGAAGAUGGUUAGAGAGUCCAUGAACAGCAAAAGGAUAGCUAAAGUUUUAGGUCACAGUUCUGUAGGAACAACGACGUUCUAA